AUGGGGGGGAGCACGCGGCCAGGGGGUCCCAGCGCAGGAGGUGCCGAUGUCUGCGGGGAGCGUGGGAGAAGUUUUCCCUGUGGAUCAUCCCUGGCUGCCCACCGGUGUGUCCACACCAGCGAGAAGCCCUACAAGUGUCUCGAUUGUGGGAAGAGCUUCGGGCGCAGCGCCCACCUCAUCACCCACCAACGUACCCACACCCACGAGCGACCCUACAAGUGUCCCGAUUGCGGGAAGAGCUUCAACCAGAGGUCCAACCUGCUCAUCCACCAGCGGGUCCACACCAGGGAGAGACCCUAUGGGUGUCCUGAGUGUGGGAAGACCUUUGGCUAUAGGUCCGUCCUCCUGAUCCACCAGAAGAUCCACAAUGGGGACAAGCCCUACACCUGUAUGGACUGUGGGAAGAUCUUCAGCCAGAGCUCAGACCUCACCAAGCAUCGCCGGAUCCACACCGGAGAGAGACCCUACGGUUGUGCUGAGUGCGGGAAGACCUUCAGCCUCCAUUCCCACCUCCUCUCCCAUCAGAGGACCCACAAGGGUGAGAAGCCCUACGCUUGCCCCGAGUGCGGGAAGAGCUUCAACGAUAGCUCCAACCUCAUCACCCACCAGCGUAUCCACACCGGGGAGAAGCCCUACAGAUGCCCUGAGUGCGGGAAGGGUUUUGGACGCCUCUCGCAUCUCCACCGGCACCAGAGGACCCACACGGGGGAGAAGCCCUUCACCUGCUUGAGCUGCGGGAAGAGCUUCAGUGAGAGCUCCUCCCUCAUCCGUCACCAGCGGGUCCAUACAUGA
Balearica regulorum gibbericeps (East African grey crowned-crane) is the source of this 792-nucleotide messenger RNA. The record is from RefSeq and is a predicted model, not a curated record. Lineage: Eukaryota; Metazoa; Chordata; Aves; Gruiformes; Gruidae.